UACCGCGACAUGAACUGUCAAAGUUAAGUUGUGAAAUUGUCGUUAGUCAAAACAAGAUUUUAUUUUCAUUAUUUAACGAUGGAUACCCGUUUGUACGAAACUAAAUUACCAAACCACAAAAUAUUCACCGAUCUAAAUGACAGUUUUAGUGAAAAUCCUAGUGGAAAGUUGCGUAAUUUGAUCGAACUGAAGGACGAUGUUUUCUAUAUUUGGAGCCCUAAUGAAAACUGUUUGCUGUGUUUAAACUUGAAGCAAUUGGAAGAGCAUGGAGAUGAAACCCCAUAUCAGAAACUCCACUUCCUAUCGCCUCCCUCGUUCACCGUGGAGCGCAUCAUGACCAGCAGCUGUGGCAGCAAGGUCUGCGUGUGGGGCUCCCGGGGUGUCACCAUCGCUGAACUGCCCUCCCGUUGGGGCAGAGCUGGACUCUUCGAUUCCGGGAGCAAAACUGUUCUGUGCAAGAGCUACUCUCUAGACGAGAGGUUCCUGUACUCUCAAGGUGAGGUGCGCCGCGUGCACUGGCAUCCGAGCUCGCUCUCCAGCUCACACGUCCUGGUCCUCGGAUCCGAUAACAGCAUCAGACUCUACAGCAUUGCUCCGAAAAAAGGUCCAAAACUAGUCAGGAUCCUUUCCAUUGGACCAAAGCCUUCAGGCCAACUCGCCGGCAGGACUAUCCUGGACAGUCUAGGAGACACUGCUGUAGACUUCACGCCGAUACCUGACUCCGAAACCCUGGUGAUCUUGAGGGGCAAUGGUGAUGUUUAUAUGAUGCAGUGCGAGUUGGAGACUAAGAGUCCUCUGCAGCCGAAGCUAACAGGCCCCCUCGCUAUGUACCCUCCUGCUGAUGACAACUACGGCUCCGAGUCCUGUUCCAUCACCGCUUUGGGUGGAGGAGACACGCCACCGCUGAUAGUAGUCGCAACCUGCUCCGCGGCCUUGUAUCACUGCCUUUUGCUGCCGAAUCCUACAGAGAAAGAGGACGGCGACAGUCACGCCCUCUACGUGGUGGAAGCAGUCGAAAUAAACAUGACCCUCAAUCCUGACCAAGACUUGCAGUACUCAUACCCAGUUCAUCUAUACCCAUGCACAAACAACACAUACGCUUGCGUACACGCGGGCGGCGUCCACACUAUCACGCUGCCGAUCCUCAGGCAUCUAGUUGACUAUGCACUCGCUGAUGAAGCUGAAACAGAGUCAGUCCUGUCGGCGAUGUGUGGGGGCCGCAGCAGCGCCCGCCACGCGGUGUGCGCCGCGCCGCCGCCGGCCGGGCUGGCGCUGGCGGCCGCGCCGCUGCCCUGCAUGCUGGUGCUGUGCGGGGACUGCACGCUGCUGGCCAGAACCCUGGAACCAUUCGACCUAGAAGAACUGCUGCACAAAGAACUUCAGCUGAAGAACCCUGCGCUCGAACAAGAUGACAUUAUCAAUAUACUGAAAGAGAGACAGAAGCUGUCAUUCACGACGGUCCUUCAAGAGAUUCUGACACGAGAAGUGUCGCAACCAAUCUUGAACAUCAAGAAGAAUGAGGAGCCAAGUCCCCGGGAGUGUUUGGAGUUGCUGAGCCAGGCGUCGCUCCGGCUGCGCGGCGAGUACAUGUCGCGGCAGGCGGUGGCGGCGGGCGCGCUGCGCCGCAAGGUGUCGGGGCUGCGCGCGCUGGCGCAGCAGCAGGCGCGCUGGCUGCCCGAGCUGGCCGCCGCGCUGCAGCGGGCGCGGGACCACGCGCGGGAGCUCAGCGACAAGUGCGUGCUGGCCGAUAAGCAUCAGGAUGAUCUUAAGUAUCGAUGUUCGGCUGUGAUCCGUCGCCUGCGCGCGAGUGCGAGCCCGACGCCGGCAGAGCGCGAGCUGCUCACUGUACUGCGGCGGUACCAGCUCUGCGGGGAGAGGCUCGCUGAACAGAUACGCACGCUCAAACUGCAUGCCAGCAACAAGACGGAACAGUUGGAAAAAUGGAAUGAGGAGUACAAGAAGAAGGACAUCGCACUCGGCAAGUCUCACAGCGACACCAUCUCCUCAAUACUGCAGCAACAGACCAGCCAAAUAUCAACUCUAAUUGAAGAAACUAAGUUACUGAAAGACCAACUCAGCAUUGUUUAGUAUUUACAACUCUAGUAUUAAUAAGUAUUUGUUUAAUUUUCUGUCCUUUUUUGUUUGAAUAUCUUGUUUGUCAUGAUUUCUCUCAUUGUAUUGCCAGAACAAUUUUUUUUUUUCGGAAUCAAUAUUUUUUUGUUUGCGUAAUUUAGUUCUCUACUUGAGUAUAUUUGAUGAAGAAUUACCUUACUUCUAAAAGAGUAUAAUGCUAAGUCUCUUCAGAAGCGAAGCAUUACAAGUUCUCCGAUAGUUGACAAUUCAAGUUUCAAAUGACGCAAUCCUCAGUAGAUACAUCUUUUUAUCCCACUGUGUCUCACUGCUGGACAAAGUUCUCUCAAAUCCUUCCAAGAUUCUCUCAUGGAACCAGCCUACGCGAUUUGCGUUUUGUUCGUCCCGCCACAGAAUAUCAGGUCGACUGCGGUGGCGCCCUGCAUUUGCACUUAACGUCUUAGGUAUUAUUAAAUUGUCGGCAUCGGUCACUUGUUUUCCCUUGUGUAAAAGAGUCUUAGUUUAAAUAGAUUUUUGUUGUUCAUAAUGCAUAUCUAUGUAUAAAGCCUUUGAUAGCCGCCUUUGAUACGUGGCCAGUAGUGAAUUUGAUUUCGUAAAAUCGUUUUAAUUUUCCUUAAUUUGCUCCUUUAAAUAAUUUUUUUUUUUAAUAUUAUUUCAUGACCCAUUUCAACUAUAAGUCAAAUAAAUCAUACAUCUUGAUAAAUUGUUGAUUGAAUUGUGUUUUGAUACAAAAUAAAGAUUACUGAAACCUA
Molecule: messenger RNA, 2843 nt
Organism: Trichoplusia ni (cabbage looper)
Lineage: Eukaryota; Metazoa; Arthropoda; Insecta; Lepidoptera; Noctuidae
Gene: mbo
Product: nuclear pore complex protein Nup88
Exons: 14
Coding region: 79-2088 (669 amino acids)
Biological process (GO): ribosomal large subunit export from nucleus; ribosomal small subunit export from nucleus; mRNA export from nucleus
Cellular component (GO): nuclear pore
Molecular function (GO): protein binding; structural constituent of nuclear pore
Source: RefSeq, a predicted model, not a curated record